AGUCAACACUUUAAGGAGCACUUAUAAAUUAGAGAAGCUAUCACCCCUUUCUUUUUGCAUUUGCAAACUCCGAGGAACGCCCACAAAUCCUCUUCUUCUCUGGGUUUCUUCUUCUCCUCUCCUCUCUUAUUAUCAACCAAUCAAAACUAAACACGCCCUUCAAUCUUUGUCUCGCCUACCAUUGAAAUUCAAAUCACUUUAAUACCAACAAAUCAACUCAUAAACGACCAAAUUUGAUUAAUUACAGAGGCUAAAACCAAUGAGAACAGAGACGAAAAAAAUGUCCAAGUCGGCGUGGCCUAAAAUAGUUGCCCGGAAAUGGCUAAAUAUACAAAGUGGAGCAGACGAGUUUCAUUCCGAUUAUGUAAGAACCGGUAGAACUGAGAGAAGAAAAAGCUGCUCAGAUGAAGAUUAUUACGUCGUCGUACCGGAAGAUUUUUCAGAGGGGUGGUUGAUGGAAGGUGGUAAUGGAAUUAAAAGGUCUAGAAUGGAGACGGAGACACCAGCUGCCUGUGAUUCUCUGAAUCUAAGGAUGUUUGUGGGGACAUGGAAUGUUGGAGGAAAAUCUCCUGAUGAUGCCUUCAACUUGACACAGUUGCUUAGCUCUCCUUCUCCUGCUGACAUCUAUGUUCUUGGGUUCCAGGAAAUUGUGCCCCUGAAUGCAGGGAACGUGCUAGGGGCAGAGGACAAUGGCCCAGCAAAGAAGUGGCUGUCCUUAAUCAGACAGACACUCAACCAUGCCACUGAACACAGACAUUCAUCUCCACUACAGCCUGACCCACAAUCUCCCAUGAAACCAAGGCUCAGCUUCUCAGACUUGCUCUCAUUAGAAGAUGAACUCGGCAAUGAGGAUUUUGAAAGACUAUCAAAUUUACAUUCUAAUUUAAGCUCUGGAGAAGAAUGUUCGCCUUAUCGCAGUCCAGUCUCGAAACGCUAUUGCUUAGCAGCUAGCAAGCAGAUGGUUGGGAUCUUCUUAUGCGUGUGGGUUCGAUCUGAUCUCUUUAAACAUAUCACCAAUUUGAAAGUCUCGUGCGUUGGUCGCGGCAUUAUGGGUUACCUUGGCAAUAAGGGGUCAAUUUCGAUUAGUAUGACAGUGCACCGGACAUCAUUCUGCUUCGUUUGCACGCACUUGACUUCGGGAGAAAAAGAGGGCGAUGGAGUCAGAAGAAAUCUGGAUGUCUCUGAAAUAUUAAAGAAAACUAAGUUUUCUUAUUCUUAUAGACAACCUGGUCAACCAUUUCCUCCUGAAAGCAUAUUAGAUCAUGACAAGAUUAUUUGGCUCGGGGAUUUGAAUUAUCGGCUAGCAGUCGGCUGUGGAGACACUCACGAGCUUUUAAAAAGGCAUGAUUGGCAAGCGCUUCUAGAGAAAGAUCAGCUAAAGAUAGAGCAAAGAGCCGGUCGGGUGUUCAAAGGAUGGGAAGAAGGAAGGAUUUACUUUGCUCCGACCUACAAGUACCUUACAAAUUCCGAUGAUUACGUUGUCCAAACAUCUAAAUCUAAAGAGAAACGCCGUACUCCGGCUUGGUGCGACCGGAUACUUUGGAAAGGUGAGGGUUUAAAACAGAUGUGGUAUCUAAGAGGAGAGUCCAGAUUUUCAGACCAUAGACCUGUUUAUUCACUAUUCUCAGUUAAAGUCAAUAAAAGCAACAAAUCCAAUGCUAGAUCUUACCCCGCAAGAUCUUCAACAUACAUGGCUAAAGUCCAAGCAGAGGAACUCUUAAUAAUUCCUAGAGUACACAGCUGCAUUAACACUGCCCCGAGGUUCAAAUAAUCAAAAUUAUACAAAAUUAUGCAUCACAAUAGUAAAACAAAUUGCCAUCGACUCCGGCAUUUUAUCGGAAAUGGAUUGGCGUGUGGUGGAAGCAAGGUUUGUGGUUUUCAUGAUUGGGCUGCCUUAUUGUUGGCUAAGUAGCACGGACACUGCAUUCAACCAAGUUUUUCUGCUUGGAAAACUUGACGUUUGAGACAUAAAACUUCGUUUUCAACAUAGAAAGUCUUAAAAUAAUAUUGUGUCUGUCCUGUUUCCAUAUCAGUGUCCGUGCUACGUAGAUUUUUGGAGAUGUGGAUGAACUGAUAGGACAUGACAAAUGUAGAUAUAAGUAGUGAUUUUUGACAACAGAAUGAAGCAUGACGAAGAGAAGAAAAUUCAAUUUUUUUUACUUGUUCUUAUUGUUAGAUAUUUUUAAUUUUAAAUGUAGAAAUAAGAAUGGGAAAAUUGGUGUAAAAUGUCUUGAGAGACUGUAAGUCUGUAAGUAAAGUUUUUUGCUCUCAUGAGACGCCCCUUUGUUUUGCUCUCAUUAUAACCGUGCAUGCAUCUCAUAAGGCCAUA
Mercurialis annua (annual mercury) is the source of this 2329-nucleotide messenger RNA. Its product is annotated as type I inositol polyphosphate 5-phosphatase 8. The transcript is spliced from 11 exons. Gene Ontology annotation, molecular function: phosphatidylinositol-4,5-bisphosphate 5-phosphatase activity; phosphatidylinositol-3,4,5-trisphosphate 5-phosphatase activity; inositol-polyphosphate 5-phosphatase activity. Gene Ontology annotation, biological process: phosphatidylinositol dephosphorylation. The record is from RefSeq and is a predicted model, not a curated record. The coding region runs from base 260 to 1771 and encodes 503 amino acids. NCBI's taxonomy places the organism in Eukaryota, Viridiplantae, Streptophyta, Magnoliopsida, Malpighiales, Euphorbiaceae.